Plasmopara halstedii is the source of this 6441-nucleotide messenger RNA. Its product is annotated as glucose-6-phosphate isomerase. The transcript has 14 exons. NCBI's taxonomy places the organism in Eukaryota, Oomycota, Peronosporomycetes, Peronosporales, Peronosporaceae. Gene Ontology annotation, molecular function: carbohydrate derivative binding; monosaccharide binding; zinc ion binding. Gene Ontology annotation, cellular component: cytosol. The coding region runs from base 1 to 6441 and encodes 2146 amino acids. Gene Ontology annotation, biological process: glycolytic process; gluconeogenesis; glucose 6-phosphate metabolic process. The record is from RefSeq and is a predicted model, not a curated record.
AUGAUUAACGACACGCCCGCGUGGAAAGCUCUAGCAGAGCAUGCUAAUGAGAUAAAAGCCACACACUUACGUGAUCUUCUUGCAGAUGAGGCACGUAAUGCCAUGAUGCGCACGGAAUGUCAAAACAUAUAUCUUGACUUCUCGCGCCAGAAUGCGACUUCCAAAACGGUGGAUCUGUUGUUCGAGCUGGCGGAGGCUGCUGAGCUAAAAAAAAAGCUACAUGCCAUUGCGUCGGGUGAGCACGUAAACGCCACUGAGGAUCGUGCAGUUAUGCACAUGGCUCUACGUGCUCCCAAGACGGAGAAGAUCUUUGUAGAUGGCCAUGACGUUGUGCCUGACGUGCACAAAGUCUUGGACGCUGUCCGUGCCUUCUCUGACAGUGUCCGUGGGGGGAACUUUGUGGGUGCUACGGGCAAAAAAAUUACAAACGUUAUCUCUGUCGGUAUUGGCGGUAGCUACCUUGGUCCCGAGUUUGUAUUCGAAGCUUUGCGCUACGAGCCUGUAGCCAAGGCCGCCGCGGAAGGUCGCAAACUCCGGUUUUUGGCCAAUGUGGACCCUGUGGAUGUGGCCCGUGCCACGAGUGGCUUGAAUCCCGAGGAGACUCUCGUUGUAAUUGUAUCCAAGACCUUUACAACCGCGGAAACAAUGUUAAAUGCCCGUACACUACGCAAGUGGCUCGUGAACGACCUUACCAAGAAAGGUAGCAGUGAAGCGAAUGCUGUGGCAAAGCAUAUGGUAGCAGCCAGCUCGGCUGUGCCGCUAGUACAACAAUUUGGUAUCGACCGUGCCAACAUUUUUGGCUUUUGGGAUUGGGUGGGCGGUCGCUAUAGCGUCACGAGCGCUGUUGGCAUCCUGCCUUUGGCUUUGCAGUACGGCUAUGACGUCACCGAGCAUUUCUUGGCUGGUGCUCAUGCCAUGGAUAAGCAUUUGUUGGAAACCCCGCUGCGCAAUAACUUGCCAGUGAUAAUGGGUCUGUUUGGCGUAUGGAAUUCGUCGUUUUUGGGCCACGGCUCCCGUGCAUUACUGCCAUAUUCACAAGCUCUAUUGCGUUUCUCUGCCCACAUUCAACAAGUGGACAUGGAAAGCAAUGGAAAACGCGUGACAAUGGAAGGUGGGGAUCUUCCAUUCGAGGCGGGCGAGGUGAAUUUCGGCGAGCCCGGCACAAAUGGUCAGCACUCGUUUUACCAACUUAUCCACCAGGGUCGUGUAGUGCCGUGCGACUUCUUGGGCUUCUGUGAGUCGCAAAACCCCGUGCAGCUUGAAAAUGAACCCGUUUCCAAUCAUGAUGAGCUCAUGUCCAACUUUUUUGCUCAGCCGGAUGCUCUAGCCUGUGGCAAAACUAUUGAAGAUCUGAAGGCCGAAGGAGUACCUGAAAACUUACAAAACCAUAAGCUUUUCCCAGGCAACCGUCCAUCAAUAUCGCUGCUCUUCAAGAAGCUGGACGCGUUCUCUACUGGUCAACUAUUGGCUUUGUACGAGCACCGCACGGUGGUUCAAGGUGCGAUUUGGGGCUUAAACAGCUUUGAUCAGUGGGGUGUGGAGCUCGGAAAGGUGCUUGCUAAGCAGAAUUUGGAUUUUAGAUCACAUUUUUCAGAGAUGAAAUCGUUCAAAGGAUUGCACCAGAGGAAGCCGGAGGCCGACGACAAAUCAUUCGAAUCAAGUAGCGAAUCAUCAUCACCUAAUGCCUCAAAGACUCUCGCGACUGGUGAUGAUCCUCAUGCAAAUGAAAGCUGGCUGAUCAAUCUGCAGCGCCGUGGCGGCUUCUGGGGCGACGCUCAUUGGUACGAUCUGCAGCUGGAACGACGGCUGCCACUGGCUAAGUCCAUGCUUACGGAGAUGGUAAUGGCAUUGCCUCCAUGCGGAGGUAAAAAAGUUCUAGACCUUUGUGCAGGUAGUGGUCGAGCUUCAGCUGCCAUUCUGAAAGCUUAUCCGACAGUUAAGCUUAUCUUGGUAGACUCGUCCGAGAAGCGGCUUGCGAUGGCGAAUCAAAGACUAGAAAAAAUACAGAGUGGAGUACAGCAACGUGUGCAGUUUGUCACGAAGGUGGUGACAUCCGAACAGACAACACAAUUGUGCGAUGAGCCUGUGGAAGUGGUGGUGGCUUGUCUAGCUUUCCACGUACUCGUAGAAAAGCCAGCGCACUAUGCUAUCGAAGAUAAAAACGAUUCACUAUCAGUCGAGGAAAAAUACCAACAUCUUUUUCAAGCAGUGUGGAAAGCGCUGUGUCCCGGUGGGCACGUAGUGUAUGCCGACCAUGUAGGUCAGCUAGCAUUGUUUAAACAAUUACAAGCGCUAGAAAAAGCAGGCUUUGAAGACGUAGACUGUGCAUGGCGUCAAGAUGAUUCGUUUGUAGCGGCACUUCACUACGAAUUAGCGAUAUUAAGAGUAUACAACGAAAACGACAAAGAGCGUAGUGAUCUUACGUUAAUGCGUGUUCGAAGCACAGCAUCCACCUACAAGCACAGGUUUAAUUUGUUGUAUACAAGCAGUAGGCCUUGCGACCACAAAUUAAUCACGAAUGUUGAAAUCGUCUUUAUAAGGUUGCGAUCGCGUCAGCUUAGCCCCCUGACUGGAUUUCAAAGUGGCCGACGUCCCAAAACACGGGAUGAUGUUUUAGACAUAACUUCGAAUGCAACACAAGUAGCUAUCCGGCGAAGCUCUAGCAGCAGGAGAAUAUGCAGAGAGAAGAGCAAUGUCAAGCUUCAAAAACUUUCAUCAUAUCUUAGUGAAGCAAUCCUUGUUAAACUCUUGUCAAACCAGGAAGAAUCGGUUCGACAUCUCUCUCAGAAAAAUGUGACAGCUCAAAUUGAAUUUCAGUCAUCAAAGCACACAUCAAAUUAUAUCCUGGAACAGAUCAAUACUAAUGCCUCAAAGUUCACGCUGGAAGAUGUUCCCUUGCAUUUAUUACAAGGUGUUUGUGUGGACUUGCGUCGCUGGAGCGUAAUUGUGUCGGACCAGACAUUGCGACGGCUGGCAGCUCACAAUACUCGCAUCACUAAGAUUAAACAAAAAGAUGCGAGCAUAGUAGGUCAAAGCCAACAACGGUUCCCACUGGGCGAGGAAGCAGUUCAGAAUCUGUCGUUGUCCUGUUUGAAUGUGGAAGAUCAACCGACGGAAAUAUUGCUACUGAGCGGAUCAGACGCUAUCACGGAUGUUGGAUUAGCAGUCAUAGCAGCGGCUGUCCCGAAGCUUAAGCAUUUGGACAUUGGUGGAGCUGGGCGCGUUACGGAUACAUCACUCCGUCUUUUGGGUGAAUAUUGUCCCAAUCUUGAGCGUUUAAAUUUGUCUGAUCUCUAUCGAGUGCGAGGUGCAGGGCUAGCGGCUCUUGUUGAUCGUUGUGGGGCUUCACUUAGCCACCUUAGUCUUGCGGGCUGUUGGCAUUUGGAACAUUGGGUGCUUUGUCGAUGUUUUUACGCUGCUCCAAGGCUUACACAUCUGGACUUGUCCUACUGCUCUCAGGUAGGAGAUGAAAUAAUCAAAACACUGGCACGACAGUGUCCACUUUUGAGGAAGCUAGAGCUGAGCGGCUGUUUAAAGAUUUCGGACCAAGGUGUCGUAUGGAUAGCACAAAGCUGUCGUCAACUUGAGUACAUUGCGCUUGACCGCCCCAUCGGAGUACGAGGUGUCAAGCAUUUUACGGAUUUGUCGUGCUCAGCACUGGGAUUAUGUCGGCGUCUUGGCGUCAUUCUGUUAGCGGGGUGUCGAGCUCUUACGGACGUAGGUGUACAGUCCAUGAUUUCCCGAUGUACGCAGCUUACACGUCUGGACCUGACUGGUGUAAUUGGACUUACCGAUGCAACAUGUGCGGCUGUUGGUACUGCUUGUCGCGAGUUGCGAUCUCUGCGUAUCAACGGUGUUAAGGGCAUUUCAAAUGUAGGUUUGCGUCAUCUAUCCGCAGGCUGCACGAAGCUGGAGUUGUUGCAUGUAGCAAAUUUAUAUCUUGUUUCAGAUGGCAGCAACCGUGACUUUGGACUGGAAGGUCUCCGUGCGAUUGCAUCCAAAUGUAUAAUGCUGCGCGAUCUUAACUUGAGCGGCUGCUUUCAACUUCAAGAGCGUGCACUCGUAGCGAUUGGAAUGGGCUGUCCCGCGUUGCACCGACUAAGCUUACAGGGUUGCUUGAAUAUCACACUUGUAGCUGUCUUGGCGGUGCUGAAAGGGUGUCAGCAAUUAGCGCGACUCGAUCUGUCUGCAGUGCUUCAAUGUGAUGAUCGCAUGCUGCGCGCUAUCGCAAAGUAUGGUUCUGCCAUCGUCCAACUUGUUGUUGUCGGAUGCAAACGAGUCGGAGAUGCUGGACUUCGUGAUCUUGCAGCUUCGCGUGCAGAUCAACUCGAGCUACUUGAUCUCACGGGCUGUUGCUUACUAUCCGACGCAGGACUGAAUGCACUCUGCGAUGCAUUCCAGCGGCCAAAGCUGGCGCAUUUGGUGCUGGCAAAGUGUCCUUUUAUCACCGAAGAAUCCAUAGCACGACUUGCAUGUGUGUGCCCAAAAUUGCUCACCAUUAGUGUGCAUGGCUGUCGAGUUUCGGCUCGAGCGCUUCAGAGCUUAAGCUCAUCGUGGCCUUUCGGCGUGCUGCAAAUACCACCUUCGGGUUCUUUAACCGAAAGCACUAUCAACAUGGGUAUCUUUCCUGCCCAACGGGCAAAAGAUCGACGAUACAUUGCAGAAUUUGGUGCUUUAUGGACAGCUGCAUCGACCAUCCAGAAUCUCUUUCGCACUCGUGUAGCGAGACGAGAACUUUUUGAGCGACGGCAAGUGGUUUUGCAACAUGCUGUCGCUCGUAAGCUACAAAGCAUUUGGCGUGGGCGACAGGCGAGGCGAUAUGCAUUGGUUCUCAGGAUGAAUGUUCUGCAUUAUGCAAAGAUAAUUCAGCAGCAUUUUCGUGCUUCACGACAACUUCGGUUUAAACAGAGUGAGGCACAUAACUUGACCCAAAGGCAAGUUGAAGCGGCUGCCGUUCUGGUGCAACGUCAAUAUCGAGCCAUGAGAGCAGGACGUGAUGCACGAUGUCUUGUGGCCGGAUGUCGACGUGAUUUGGCUUACAAGACCCAAGCAGUGCUCAAGUUGCAACGAAUAUUUCGACGACGACAGUGUCGUAAGAAGCUACGUCUUCUACAUAUUCAGAAGCUUGUGCAGUCCAGAAAAGAGCAUUCUGCCAGUGUUCAGAUCCAACGUCGAUAUCGUGGUCACAAGGCUCGACAAUUGGUUUUGAGUCUUCGGAAAGCACAGCAGUGUUUCCUUGGACUUCAAUAUCGUUGUGCAGUGCGCAUACAAACCCGGUUUCGGUGCGCACAAGCUCUGCGUACUGCUGAAAGACGUCGCAAUGUACUCCUUAAGCGUGAAGUGGCUAUCAUCAAGCUUCAGUCAGUCUUUCGCGCUCAACGUGGACGACAAGCUGCUGGCUUGUUGGCGUUAGCAAAGCAACACCAGAAACAGAAACAGGCAGUACAUUUACUGCAGUGUCAUUGGCGUAAAGGACAAACUCGCUUUGCAGGGAUCAUUGCAGCUGAAUCCCGACGAAUCCUUAACCAGCAGCAAUCAGAGGCAGCUGUAGUUAUUCAACGUAUCACUAAAAAAUAUCUUGUGCGACGACGGGCUUGCAGUACAGUUCUUGAAUUGCUCAUGAUGCAACAACGUGCUAUAGAGAUGAAACAAUGGGCUUCGACUCUGGUGCAGGCAAAUUGGCGACGACAUCAAGCAUAUUGUCGUACUCGAAUGGAACGGAUCACGCAACGCACGCGCUGGAAACAGCUUCUUGACUCGAAUAACGAACACGGCGCUGGCAUCGGCGCACCUUUCUAUUUUAAUCAGGUCAAUGGCACGAUUCGUUGGCGUCUACCACGUGAUUUAUUGGCUUUGACUACUCGUCCAACUUGCGCUCAAUGUGAUAUACCGGAAAGUGCUAGCUUUGAGUGCGCAACGUGCUCCGAAUUCUUUUGCAAGCAUUGUGAUCGCGUUGUGCAUGGAGGCAAAAGGCGACGACACAAUCAGCGCGAGCUAUUUGAUUACUAUGGACGACGCCGUGAUUAUGGAGAUGGUACAUUCCCCUCGAUUUGGCCAUCAGAAAUUUUUCAAGAUGCUUCAAGAGGCUACGAUUUCGUGCGUUUUGCUCCUCGUGACAACUAUCAAGAAAUGGUCGAAGAGAUAUUAAACUUUGUACCCGUAUCAACGGGGAGCUGGGACGACGAUAUUGCAUCUCCAAUAGCAGCGUUCUCGCCUACUCCUACUUGUACAUUUAUGAAUGGAAGUACCAGCAAGGAAAAUGAAGGACAACAGCAAACUGUGUAUCGGGACGAUGACUUUGACGAACAAGGUGCUAGUCUGUGGGAAAUCUUUUACGACUACGCACAGGAAAAGUACAGAUACUAUCACCGUAUUUCCAAGCGUGUCGUGUCGCGACUGCCAGAACAAAAGGGACAGCUAGCUCUGAAGAUAUCGGAUUGA